Molecule: messenger RNA, 700 nt
Organism: Filobasidium floriforme
Lineage: Eukaryota; Fungi; Basidiomycota; Tremellomycetes; Filobasidiales; Filobasidiaceae
Product: NADH-ubiquinone oxidoreductase complex I, 21 kDa subunit-domain-containing protein
Exons: 4
Coding region: 70-558 (162 amino acids)
Source: RefSeq, a predicted model, not a curated record
GCAGACCAUCCCAACACAGCCAGCACAUACGUCUCCUUGCGAUAGAGCGAUAGACUAGACCUACGAACCAUGCCUUCGAAACAACCCCUCUCGCCUUACCCCGUCAUCGACGCGGACCCUACCUUCGGACGAGUGGUCAGGUAUAUGCGACCGAGCGAUUAUGCCACUUGGGCCGCGGCCGCUGCUGCUGGUCCCGCUGCUUUCUGGGGUCUUGAGCGAGUCGACCCUUCCCGCGCAUCCACCCGAUCGGCCAUGAAGCUCGUCGGUUUCCUUGGAGUUUCCGCUGGGUUCUUGUUGGCUUACCAGAGGAGCAGUUUCCGAUUCAUGGGUCUUUCUGAGAACGCCUCGGAGGCCAAGAAGGACCACGCCGAGCUCUCCGCUCGUGUCAAGGCCGGACAACCCAUCUACGGCGAGACGGACCUGACCGAUUACGUCCAGAGUGUGGCUGCGAGGAACUCUACUUGGAGCCAACUGAAGUUGAGCGUCAUGCCUUGGUUCAACCUGGUCAACCACAACUAUCACGGUGUCGACACGUCAAAGUAUGGCGAACAAAAGUAGAGAGAGUUGGAGGGGAUGCAACGAGAGAGAUGUCCAUGUGCGCUUUUGUAUCUGUAACACAAUUAAUGCCCAAUCCGCAUCCUGUUAGAGAGAUUCAGACGGUUUCACGGUGUGUUUUCGGCGAAAUCCGCGAGAGAAAGAU